CCCUGACCCCCCUCAGACUGCUGCAGCUCCCCCCCAGCAGCGGAGACAUGGACGGGUUCCGGCUGCCGCCCGUCAUCGAGGAGGUUCUGGACUCAUCAGAGGAGCUGAGUGAGCUGAAGGAGGAGAGGGAGAAGGAGAAGGAGCCCAUCAUGCUGGGAGACACCCUGACCGCCAAGGAGAGGCUGUCCCUGGAGGACAAGGAGGAGCCGGCGGCCGAGGCGGAGAAAGGCCAGCAGCAGGAGGAGGAGAAGGAGGUGAAGGAGGACAGGUCCGAGGAGGAGGAGCUGGAGGAGCUGAGGGUCCAGGUGGUGCAGCUGCUGGAGGAGCUGGAGGAGGCCAGGGAGGUCUCCCAGAGACACGAGGACAGCUUCAUGGAGCUGCAGGGCCUCCUGGAGGAGGAGCGCCUGGCCUCCGCACACCAAGCCGAGAGCUUCACCCGCCAGAUCCAGAGGCUGCAAGCCCAGCUGCGCUCGGUGCAGGAGGAGCUGGACAGCCUGGAGGAGGAGAAGGAGAGCGAGCUGGAGGAGGCGCAGCAGGAGCUGCGCUCGGCGCAGGAGGAGGUGCUGGUGCUGCAGCAGGCGGCGGAGGAGGCGGCGGCCGAGCGGGAGAACGACAUCGCCUCGCUGCAGGAGGAGCUGUGCCGCCUGAGGGCGGAGCUCCAGCGGCUGCACGCCACCACGGCCGAGUACGAGCUGGAGGCGACCACGCUGAGGGCCGAGAUCCGCAUGAAGAGCCACGGCGCCGCGAUGCCAGGGGAGGCGACUCACCUGGAGGAGGAGCUGAGCUCGCUGACGGACGAGCGUCUCAGCCUCGCCGCCGACAACCGGCAGCUCAGCAGCAGGGUGGAGCGACUGCAGCAGCAGCGAGACACCUCUGACGACGUGUACCUGGCAGUCACGGCGCAGGGCGACGCUCCGCAGGACCCGCAGGUGAAGGCGGACCCCUACAUCAGUCUGUACCAGUCUGGACCCGAGGCGCCGGAGCGGCGGGACGAGUCCAGCAAGGAGGUCCAGGUCCUGAAGGUCCAGCUGAGACAGGCUGAGGAGACGGCACACGAAGUCCAGGUCCAGUGUGACGGUCUGAAAGGCGAGCUGGCCGCGCUGCAGCAGCUGUACGACGGCAGUCAGCGGGAGCGAGCGGCGCUGGAGGACGAGCUGCAGCGCUGCAAGGCGGAGCUGCAGAGGCUGGCGGCGCGGAAGGCUCAGCAGAGCGACGCCGAGGGCUGGAACCUGGCGGUGGCGGCGGUCGCCGUGGCGGCCAUCGCAGUUCUGGUCGUCCCCAGCUUCACCCGGGCCUGAGGACGACGCGGCGACCUCACGGUUAAACUUCCACCGUCACCGCCAAGAGUCCACAGCUCAGGCCAAACAGGAAGGCUGAAAACCAGCCGGAGGAGGAGGGAAGGUUUGUUCAGACCUCCGCCUGGAUUUUACCUC
Salarias fasciatus (jewelled blenny) is the source of this 1433-nucleotide messenger RNA. It is a transcript of the gene ccdc136b, whose product is annotated as coiled-coil domain containing 136b. Gene Ontology annotation, cellular component: acrosomal membrane. The transcript is spliced from 9 exons. Bases 48 to 1298 code for a protein of 416 amino acids. Lineage: Eukaryota; Metazoa; Chordata; Actinopteri; Blenniiformes; Blenniidae. The record is from RefSeq and is a predicted model, not a curated record. Gene Ontology annotation, biological process: acrosome assembly; single fertilization.